UGUUACGUGCAGGACGUCACAUCAACCGAAGAAGAGCUAACAAUGACAGAAAUGCCACUGUCGCGAUCACUGGGCUUCCAAAGGAAUUUGGAUGAUGCCAGGGUGGGCGAAGAAUAUAUGGCUUUGUAUGAGAAGUUAAAGGCUAAUCAAGCUACUGCUGGACAAUUUGGGGAUCACAACGUUGGAUUUGGUACUGAUCUUACUAGACUUAAGGGUAUAUCUGAUCGCCGUCGAUCUACCCGUAUGAGUUCCCCAAUGAAAAGUAGACGGGCACGAUCACAGGCUCUCCGCAGAGAGAAACUGAACACUCAAAGUCUAAGGAGCCAUAUAGAGCAUUCUAGACACUCCAGUCUUGAACAAAGCGUGGUUUGAUUAAAUGUUUUUUAUUUGAUAACUAAU
Messenger RNA from Maniola jurtina (meadow brown), 399 nucleotides. RefSeq lists its product as uncharacterized. The coding region runs from base 43 to 372 and encodes 109 amino acids. The record is from RefSeq and is a predicted model, not a curated record. The transcript has 3 exons. NCBI's taxonomy places the organism in Eukaryota, Metazoa, Arthropoda, Insecta, Lepidoptera, Nymphalidae.